AUGAAGCUCUCAUCCAUCUUGUCCAGCCUUGCGCUCGCGACCCUAGCGAGCGCCGCAGAGCGCACGGCAGCAAUCUACAUCCAGCCAGUCUUGUCCUCGGCACCGGCUCCCGCGCUCCUCGCAGAGAUCACCUACGACCCGUACCUGCCCUCCGAAGCCUCGGUGUCCUCCUUCGAGUUCCCGGAUCUCGAGUCCCUGCAGGCCACCAAGAACUUCCGCGUCGGCGUCUACUCGCCGUCGUCGAGAACCUGGGAGAGCUCGGCCAGCAUCGCAUCCGUCGCGAACUUUGGCAAGGGAUACAGCCCGCACAUCAUCCUGAGCGUGGACCAGAGCGGCGACGUGCAGGGCGCCGCGCUCAAGGGGGUCAGGAUCGACGCCGGGCAGACGAGGGACUUUGGCCCCAAGGCCGUCAUCAGGGUCGCGGAGAAGGGAGAACAGGUUUCUCUCAACAAGCCCGUCAAGCUCACGCCCGAGGGCAAGCUGAAGGAUGAGCAGCAGGAGAAGACCUUCUUGCAGAAGUACUGGUGGUUGAUUGGUAUUGUCAUGGUGCUCACACUCACUGGCGGUGGCGGAGAUGGAAAAUGA
Messenger RNA from Truncatella angustata, 585 nucleotides. RefSeq lists its product as uncharacterized. The transcript is spliced from 2 exons. The record is from RefSeq and is a predicted model, not a curated record. Lineage: Eukaryota; Fungi; Ascomycota; Sordariomycetes; Amphisphaeriales; Sporocadaceae. The coding region runs from base 1 to 585 and encodes 194 amino acids.